AUCUUCCUACCUUGGCCAUUCGACGACUCUCCGUUCCCAUCCCAUACUUCCGCCCAUCCAGAUUGCAGCUGUCCUGACAUGGUGUCGACUCCGCCCCGCUUCCGGACUUCGCGGCCGAAAUAACCUGCGCAAUGUCGAGCUGGGUCGCAUUGAACAUCGAGCCGGACGAGGCCAUCGAGGAGGAGGUCGACGAUACCAAGGAAAUCCAGAUCGAAGAGGCCCUCAAGCUCUACCAGAAUGCCUUGAAGCUCCACUCCCAAGGCCCCCCGUUCUUCGACGAAGCUGCCGAAGCUUACGAUGCGCUGCUCAACUCGGAGAUAUUCAAGUACCCGGAGUCCCUCUCCGACUACAAAAGGAAUGCACUGCAGGACUCGGAUAUUCAGCUGGCAGGGGAGGAUCUUGCUGGGGAGACUGCUGCGGAGCCACUAGCCGAAUUCGAUAUCAACGAUUCGACGUCCAGCACGUUGUUGCAGACCAUCUACCUUUCCUACAAGAACCACGGACAGUACACCCUGGAUUCUCUGCGGGCAUCCAUCGAAGAUGCCUCGCACUCCGACGAUUCGGCCAAGGAACUAUCGACGACUAUUGCUGAGCGUGCGAACAAAGCUUUAAGCUCUUUUGCCGAAGCUCUGGAGCGGGAUGACACAGACCUCAACCUCUGGAGGCAGAGCGCAAGACUGUGCAGUGCUCUGCAGAGCUAUCGGUUAGCGCGGUACUGUCUGGAAAGUGUACUGGCGGAUGAUGAGAAUCGCUUGGAGGUUCGGAAUGAGCAAUUGGGCUUGGAGGAGACCUUUGCGGAAGAGCAUCUCCGGGAGACACUGUUGUCGUUAGAAGACAAGAUAUCCGCGGCGCAGGUACCGCUGAGGAAGCCGAAGAAAUCUCUGCUCAGGUUCCUCAAGCCCCAGAGUGACCCUUAUCCUUAUCUGCCUGCCCUGCCGAAAAGCUUGGAGAAUGCAGACCCCACAAAGCGCCCUCUUAACUCACAUCUGUCUGGUCAUGAGAUCAAAAUUCCUAUCCUAACAUGGGCCGCUGCUGGAAGAGCCAUUCUUCAAGCCCUCAGCGACAAGGCACAGGCGGAUGGCAUUUCUACCGGUUCCCGAAUCAGCUUCUCCCUACCUGCUCUCAGCCCCGAGAUGAAAGCUAUUUCAACUCGAGAAGUAUCAACCAACGAUCAAUCCUCGAAGUCACACGAAGAGGCUGCAGCCGAAAACAAGAAGGAAGUCAGCAAAUCAGAAGGCGAUAAUCAAAGUCCAACUCAAGCUAGCCAACCUUUAAAAUUGGAAGCCCCCGAAGAACAGACUGAUGAUCAUUCAUCCAUCGACCAGCGGGCAGAAAAGCAGCUGAUGGAGUCACUGGAGGUGCAGUCGUCACAUAGUCCCGAAAUACCGAAUCGACCGGAGCUUCCGAACGCCGAUGAAGUAGAGCCCAAAUCGUCCAGCGCUCCUAGGAAGCGCUCCUCGGCUUCCGCCAUAACUGAAGACCAGGCGGAGCGUAUUAGGGCCAAAAGCAGACGAACACGGCUCAGGGAAUCGAAUGCGGAAGCAUCGCUGCAAGCCGAGGACGUUGCCUUUGAUCAGACCAAGUACUACGAGGAUCAACUAGAAGGUUACACUCAGGCUGAUGAAUGGAUGUUUAACACGGCAAAUUCAUUGUUCUCCAAGAUUGGGGUCGAAGAGCUUGGAGGCAUUGAAGAGCUGCGGAAACACCAUUCACAUCUCAUCGAAGGCAAAGAUUCGGCGGUUUCCGCGGCCCGCGAGAUUGAAUGCUCACUGCAUCAAGAUCUCAUAAGUGCUCUGAAAAGCUGGGAUGAAGGGAAGACCCAGGCAAUCUUACAGGGAGACAAUUUUUCGGCCCUUCAAGACAUUCAAGGCAUGGGUAAAUCCGGACUGGCGAUAUUCCUCGAGCAUUCAAGGAAGUCCGCUCGAAAACUAGGCAUCAAGCAAGUCCUCACUAGGGUUGAAGAACUGAUCCAUCUACUCAAUACCGUCAACGAUGGAAGUUUGAAUAUUCACAAUGUAGCCUUUGAGUGGCUUAAGUGCCUUCUCAUGCCGGAGUACGGACGAUUCGCUGCAGAACAUGUUCCUGAUUCAUCCAGCUUUCCUCUAUUGAAAUCGACAUAUGCGCUAUUCCAAUGGCCCAGCGAGUUGAAGGAGACGGUAGUCCAGGUUCUGCUGAACGAAGACGAGUAUCUCUAUAGAACAUUGUGCCGUCAGGUGGAAGACCUUGAGCGUAAUGUUAUCAGCGCUGCCGUUGGAUCCCAAUUUAACUACACCCUGGACCACUUCGCUCAUCUGGAGAUGAUUGAGACGAUAUUCGAGCUGCAACUCGAUGUUUAUGCAUCUAUCAACAACCCAAACAGUGAGGUGAAUGCCGGGGGACGGAUUAUGCAGCGUGAUCGUCUAGACAGAUGGUGCUCUCUGGCCCGAACUGCUUUGACACAUUUUAUGGAUCACAGUCCCCAAGGAGAUCAUCAAAAAUCCAUGCUUCUACGUCAUAUCUGGACGUCAACAUUCCAUUCGAACAUGACGACUGAUGCCCACCGGGACCAUACCUUGCUUUGUCUCGAGGAACUUCAGCGCUUGCUCGGGUGUCUAGACGAUCCAUUAAUUGGCUUGGUCAAUAAUGCUGUGAUGCCGGAAAUAUCCCUUGAGGCAAUUGAUCAAGAGAUCUCGAAACUGAAGUCCAUGGACUUUUUCCUAAAAAUCUUCAACCCCGAGUCAAAGGAACCCGUGAGUCUCAUUGAAACAAUAGAGCCACUUCUGGAGCCUUCUUCUGUUAAUUUCACCGAGGAGGAUGGCUCAGGAGAACAGCAACUUGUCGGCCCAAACUCGCAGCUUCAUGAAAUGGGCUCGUUCCUGGACCGAGGCGAUGCCACCUUGCGGCUGUUCUUGUGGAGGCGACUUCAGGACGCUUACAAGGAAAUCGAAUAUCCCCCGAAGGUUGUGUCUUGCUACUUCAGGAGUAUCGAAGUUAUCAUGAAGGAGCUCUGGGGUACGGCACAUCUCCAAGAGCCCAGUGAGCACCGCCAAGUGAUCUUGCUUCGAUGGCUCAAAAUGCUCGAGGGAAUUUUGAAUAAGACCGUAACGACGGUUUUGCAAGAGCAAGCCAAGGCAUAUGACUGCUUUGACAUGGAUCAUCUAAAAUCCUCGAUGUGCGCCAUAGCUCGUCUGACAAAACUCCUUCAUGGCCUCGUUUUGUACGAAGAUUCCGUCCGCGUUGGUCAGGUUUCUCGUCCCGAGUUGCGCGGCUCUUUAGCCAAGUCAUUGGAAGGUUUCAAGGACAAGCUUCGCGAAACGUAUGUCCGUUGCUGGAUUUUACAGUACACUCUUCUUAAGGAAACCAUUGCGCAAAAUGCCGAUAUUUUUGAUACACCCCUUGAUGACUGCAUCCACUACCUCCGUGCUGUGCAUAACGCCCUUGGUAUCCGAAAAAUGUGCAAGCGUUCGCACAAGCAAUUCCUGAAACUGAUGAAGUCUGAACUGCUUUCUCUGGAUGAUAAGGAAGACUACGGAUUGGACAUCUGCCAGGUUCUCUACGACAUCCACGGUAUCAAGCUGUCAACGGUUGAUAAUUACUUGCUUGACCAUGGGUGUCCACCCGAGAAGCUCGAUAAAGCCACGGCGGUCAUGAUGAUCGACUUUGUCAUGAAACAAGCCAAGAAGAUGAACAUCAAGGAUUUGUCGAAGUCGGAGCUGAAGUAUACCAUCGAAAAGAUGCAGCAGGCCAUUGGCAACACCAAGUCAUCCCCACCGCUAUCAUAUAACAAGCGCGUAUUAACCGCUUAUCUCAAGUCCCCACUGAAUCCAUCGGAAAUCUUUCGUUCUGUACGGGGAGUGGAAGACCUUGCGUUGAUUCCUCUUUCUAUUGACAGCGCGGUCAUCGCUCGGAAUGGAUGGUACUUUCUGUUAGGAUAUACUGCUCUGACCAAGUUUCGCUCCCAGAAGCGCUUGAAUCCGGUGCCCACCAACGACCUCGAUGAAGCUGUGAGUUGGUUCCGAUCAGACCUGGAACAUGGCACAGCAAGGUGGGAGACGUGGUAUCGACUGGCCCAAACGUAUGACUCGAAACUUGAAGAAGACAUCACUUGGUCCGCCGAAAAGAUCAACAACAAUCGCAUGGAGCUGGUGACGUACCAGCGCUACGCGAUUCAUUGUUAUGCCAUGGCUGUUUCAACUGCCAUUAGAAAUGCGGAACCAACGCCAGAGACGAGGGCGCUCAUGUCUGAGCUCUAUACUGAUUUCGGAAUUCGGCUAUACUCUUCCUCACGAGCGCCCUUGUCCAUGGGGGCCUUCAGCCUCAGUGAUUACACUCGGCAUUAUAACAGAGAAGAAAACCAGCAGAUGUAUGAAGCCCAGCCCUUUAAGGAAAUGAGGCUGUAUUCUGUUUGGAACCUGGCCAGCUAUCUUCUCAAACGUGCGAUUGUCGACAAACCCAAGAGUUGGAUGACUCACUAUAUGUACGCUAAAUGUCUCUGGAAGAUGUUCAGCGCCGACGAUAGCAUUAGAGGGGGAGCCAAGCAGAUCACUCUUGAUGAUUUGUUGGACUCGCUGCUCGAUGCCAUCGACGCACUUCCACAGAAGAAAGACUCGCGCGCAGAGCCUAUUUUCGAGCCUCACUACAAGCUAGUUUCCAUCGUGCAUAAACUGGUCCAAAAGGGCACAUUGACGGCCGCUGAGGGAAGCAAAACCCUGGUGGCCACUCCAUGGGCUCGGAAGGUCCAGCCCCCCGAGGACAAUGCCUCGUGGAAGACAUACAUUCUUGCGGUAGUCCGGAAUUUGCGGCAUGCGGACAAGUCGAAUUGGCACCACCGCAUGGCUGUCAGGGCUGCCCAUAUUAUAUACGAUGAGAGCAAAGAUGACGAUUCUGCCGUCGGAGCCAAGGGCGAGCUCACGCAGCAGAUUUUCACCAAGACCAUGACUAUCCAAGUCUGGAGGCCUGAAUACGAGCGUCCGGGUAGACAUUUUGUCUACACCACGCGAUACGUGUAUUUCUUCGUCGCCCUUCUAGACCAGCUCAACGACCGCGCAAAUCUUGACCAACUGCUGCGUCGAGUGCGGAAGAAGCAAGGCGAUUUCCUCAAUCACACCAAAUUGUGGGAAGACGUCUGCCUCACCUAUGCACGCGUGAUCCGCCGAGCCGGCAACAUCACAGAGGGCCACGAGGAAGGCGUUUUCCGGCCCAUCGGGUGGGAGGAAUUCGUCGUCAACACCGCUCGCCUCGAGAGUCUCCAACAGGUCGCCCCCGAAAGCACCUCCCUUCUCGAGCUACUCCGGGACGCCGUCGAGCUGAAAAAGCUCAACAACAACCUCAUGAAAGUGUCGCUCCUCGAAGACCUCAUCGCCGACCUCUAUUCCCGCUACUACGAAAUCAACAUGCCCCAGGUCCUCGAGCAAGCCAACGAAGAAAACAAGGAGAAAAUGAAAGUCGAUCACCUGCUUAUGGGCAGCGACGGCGCCGCCGACACACCAACACCCCCAACCUCUGCGCCCACAUCCGAAGCCCCUGCCCCUCCGCGCGGUCGCACCAAGGGCAUCGCCCGUCGCGACAUCCAAAAGCGCGCCGAGACCAUCGUCAACCGCAAACUGGCGCCGCGCCUUCCCACCGGCAAAGCGCCCGCCCCUGUCGAAACAGAGCCCGCUUCCCAUCACCAGAUCGACCCAUCCUCAAUCACAUCGGCUCCCCAGCAGACCAAAGACCCUGCGUCUCGCGCUCCAGCCGCCGGCGCAGGAGCACCCGAUGACCCGACCUCCGGCCAGCAGAGCGAUAUCCCGCACAGCGUGCAUGACAGCGCCGACGACGAAAGCGAGCUCAGCGAGAUGGACGACGAGAAGCUGUCCAAGCUCGCGGAGGACCGCAAACUCAUGUUCCCCAACCUGCAGGAGGACCCGGAAUCGGAGAUGUCCGCGCUCGAAGGCGACGUCGACGGCGACAUCACCAUUGAGCCGGUCGGGGAGACAGAAGGCGAUACCUACCUUGGUGAAGGGGAGGGCGAGACGAUGAUUGAAGAAGGCGAAGAAGGCGUUGACGACGUCGAAGGCGAAGGUGAAGGCGAAGGCGAGGGCGAGGGUGAAGGUGAGGGCGAGGGAGAAGGCGAAGGCGAAGGAGACGAAGAACCCGAAGCCGACGAAGAAGGAACCGCAGAUGUCGACAUGGAGGGCGACGGCGAGGGUGAAGGCGAAGGCGAAGGCGAAGGUGAGAACGACCUCGAAGGCGAGGACGACGACGAAGAAAGGGAAGGCGACGAUACCGUCGACAUGGCUGAAAUGGACGGCGUCGAGCCCGAGCCCGAGCCCGAACCCGAACAGCCUGAUGCGAGCGAACUUGUCUCGGAGGCUGAGCCCAUGGAUGUCUGAUUUUUCAACCCGAGGAUACUGGGGUAUCGAUAUUAUUUGCUUUCGUUCUCAUUUUCCUUUUCAUGCUAUCUAUGGCUCCAGGGUGGGGGUGUUCUUUUCAGGCGCGAAAAAGAAAAGUCGGCGUUCAGGCGAUUAGGAUGUAUGGGGACACGCAAAGGAGUCUAUCCAUAUAGGAUCAAACGAUUAAUUAAAGAAUCCAUUACAGAAUCAAAGG
Molecule: messenger RNA, 6567 nt
Organism: Aspergillus steynii IBT 23096
Lineage: Eukaryota; Fungi; Ascomycota; Eurotiomycetes; Eurotiales; Aspergillaceae
Gene: hir3
Product: putative transcriptional corepressor of histone genes (Hir3)
Exons: 4
Coding region: 132-6353 (2073 amino acids)
Biological process (GO): chromatin organization
Cellular component (GO): nucleus; HIR complex
Molecular function (GO): nucleosome binding
Source: RefSeq, a predicted model, not a curated record